GCUCCGUGUCGCGUCGAGUCCCGCGCGCUCAUUCAAUAGAGACACGCAGAGAGACGUAGACACAUACACACAGAUAGAGAUACACACACAGAUAGAGAUACACACACCGAGACAGACAUACGGACAGGGACGUAUACGAAGAUACACGCAGUGAGAUGCAAAAAUACACACAGAUUCAGGGAUAUACAUAGCCACAUAGAGACACACAGAAACGUAUACAGAGAUACAUAGACGCGUAUAGAAACGCGCAGAGAGAGACCCACAGAGGUAGACGGAGAAACACAAGACAGAUUACGUCUACACACACACAGUCUACACACACACAAAGUCUACACACACACAAAGUCUACACACACACAAAGUCUACACACACACAGUCUACACACACACAGUCUACACACGCACACAAAGUCUACACACACACAAAGUCCACGACACACACACAGUCUACGAGACACACAAAGUCUACACACACACAAAGUCUACACACACAAAGUCUACACACACACACACACAAAGUCCACGACAUACACACAGUCUACUAGACACACAAAGUCUACACACACACAAAGUCUACGAGACACAAACUGCAGGUGGCGCACGGGACGCGGGGGAUGCCGCCACUGCUGCCCGCAGGAGGAGCUCGGAGCUGAAGGAUCGGAGCCGGCUACGAGGCACCGCGAAGAGAACGCCGACGCGCGUGGAGGGAGGUAGGAGCGGCCCGCCAUGUCCACCCACGACCUCUCCGCCUGCUCCUCCUUCUUCUGCUGGGACCCCGAGAUGGGGGGCUCCCUCGCGGGGGCCCCCCUCCAGCAGCAUCAGAGCACGGCGCUGAGCGAGGACAUUUGGGACAAGUUCCAGCUGCUGCCAACUCCUCCGCGCUCCCCCAGCCGGGACGCCGACUCCUCGCAUCACCAGCACCAGCAGCAGCACCGCCAUCAGCAGCAGCAGCAGCUGGAUGAGCAUGAGGUGGAGGAGGCGUGGGGGGGGCUCGUGGAUACAACGUGGGGGUGCGAGGAGCAGGCCGAGGAGCUGGGGGAGAAAGCGGGGGGCCGCCCCCCCGUGGUUUUGCGAGACUGCAUGUGGAGCGGCGGGGCUGCCAAGUGGCGGCUGGAAGCGUUCGUUUCGGAGCGCCUCGCCGCGCUGUGGGACAGCUGCGUGCUCAGGGCGGCGUCCGGGGGGGGCGAUGCGGGGGGUGAGCAGCUGCAGGGGGGAGGGGCCCCCGGAGCAGAGCUCCUCCUCGGCGGGGUGCCGCCGCAGCAGCAGUGGAGCCGGGGCCCCGCGUCUCCCCACCGCGAGAGGCGCGGGAGGAGGAAGACGGCGUCGGAGGGCGAGAGCGACUUGAGUAGCGAAUCUGACAGCGAGGGAGGGGGACGCGAGGGCAACGACGGCGAUGACGACGACGAUGCUGACGAGGACAACGAGGACAACGAGGACAACGAGGAGGAGGGAGAGGAGGAGGAGGAGAUCGACGUAGUCACGGUGCGUGCGCCUCGACCGACCGGAGCUCGGCACCGCCCCGCUCUCCCCACCUCGUCCACCUCGUCCACCUCGUCAUCCCUGCACCGCCAGCAGCACAACUACGCGGCGGCCUCCCCGCGCGAAGGCCCGAGGGGCGCCCCGCGGCCCCGCAGGCCUGCGGCCCCGCACGGGGACACGGAGCCCGGGGCCCGCGCCGCCUCGGGCAGGUCUCCGGGCGCCGCCUCCGACUCGGACGAGCCGUGCGAGCGACGGCGCGCGCACAACAUCCUGGAGCGGAGGCGCCGCGACGACCUGCGGCAGAGCUUCGCGGCGCUGCGGGCGCAGCUGCCCGAGCUCGCGUCCCGCGCCGCCAAGGUGCACAUCCUGGAGCGGGCGGCCGAGACGGCGCGCGAGUUGGGCGCCCGCGAGCGCCGCCUGCGAGCCGAGCGAGGGCGACUCCGCGCGCGGCUCCACGCGCUGCGAGGCCGCGUGCGGGAGCUGAGCGGGCGACCCCAC
Messenger RNA from Lethenteron reissneri (Far Eastern brook lamprey), 1977 nucleotides. RefSeq names its product transcriptional regulator Myc-2-like. Gene Ontology annotation, biological process: regulation of DNA-templated transcription. Gene Ontology annotation, molecular function: DNA-binding transcription factor activity; protein dimerization activity. The record is from RefSeq and is a predicted model, not a curated record. NCBI's taxonomy places the organism in Eukaryota, Metazoa, Chordata, Hyperoartia, Petromyzontiformes, Petromyzontidae.